CAUUUUAGAACCGGGUUCAUUUGCAAGGCAGAGACGGAGGAAAGGGAAGAACACAAGUCCACUCCGGGGUUGAAAGUGGACCCGUUUUUUUUGUAGAUUGUGUUGGAUUGAAAGUGUUUUGUCGAGCAGUGCUGGCCCGAGGUGUGCGGGACUUGAGUAGACGAUGGCUCCGACUAUUCAGACUCAGGCGCAGCGCGAAGAUGGACACAGUAGGAGCUCCUCUCACAGAACUGUCCCGGAGAGGUCAGGUGUGGUCUGUCGGGUCAAAUACUGCAACAGUCUUCCAGACAUCCCCUUCGACCCCAAAUUCAUCACAUAUCCAUUCGACCAGCACAGAUUUGUGCAGUACAAAGCCACCUCCCUGGAGAAACAGCACAAACAUGAGCUGCUGACAGAACCAGAUCUGGGGGUUACCAUCGACCUCAUCAACCCUGACACCUACCGUGUUGACCCCAGCAUUCUGUUGGAUCCAGCUGAUGAAAAGUUACUGGAAGAGGACAUGCAAGCACCUUCCAGUUCUAAAAGGUCGCAGCAGCACGCCAAGGUGGUGCCAUGGAUGAGGAAGACGGAGUACAUUUCUACAGAGUUCAACAGAUACGGUGUAUGCAAUGAGAAAGUUGAAGUCAAAAUUGGUGUGUCUGUCAAACAACAGUUCACCGAAGAGGAGAUCUACAAGGACAGAGACAGCCAGAUCUCUGCUAUUGAGAAGACCUUUGAGGAUGCACAGAAACCGAUCGUCACGCACUACAGUAAACCCAGAGUCACUCCUGUGGAAGUUAUGCCCGCGUUCCCUGACUUCAAGAUGUGGAUCAACCCAUGUGCUCAGGUCAUCUUUGACUCUGACCCUGCUCCUAAAGACAUGACCGCUCCCGCCGGAGUGGAGAUGAUGUCUCAGGCCAUGAUCAGAGGUAUGAUGGAUGAGGAAGGAAAUCAAUUCGUGGCCUACUUCCUGCCCAACGAGGAGACCAUCCGCAAGCGCAAGAGAGACGUGGACGAGGAGCUGGACUACAUGCCUGAUGAGCUGUACGACUACAAGAUCGCGAGGGAGUACAACUGGAACGUCAAGAACAAAGCCAGCAAGGGCUAUGAGGAGAACUACUUCUUCAUCUUCAGGGAUGGAGACGGUGUUUACUACAAUGAGCUUGAGACAAGAGUGCGUCUGAGCAAGAGGAGAGCGAAGGCAGGGGCCCAGUCCACCACCAACGCCGUGCUCGUGUGCAAGCACAGAGAUAUGAAUGAGAAGGAGCUGGAAGCCCAGGACGCCCGCAAAGCCCAGCUGGAGAACCAUGAGCCCGAGGAUGAGGAGGAGGACCUGGACAAGGACCUGCAGGACUCCGGUGACGAGAAGGAGAAGGGAAGCGGGAGCGACGCGGAUAACUCCGACAGCGACUCCGACAAGGACGAGGAUGAGGACGAGGAAGAGGUGCCGGAACGGCCGCCCAGAGUGGUGGUGCAAGAGGAGGAAGAGGAUGAGGUGGAGGUGGGCGGCGGCGAGGAAGAGCGCGAGAAGGCCAAGCCCCGGCGUGUCAGGAAGCCCAGCGGCGGCAGCGCCGGUAGCGCCGGCGCCGGCAGCGGCAGCGGCAGCGAGAGCGGCGGGGAGCGGACCCGCGAGAUGCGGGACGAGGAGGAGAUCUUCGGCAGCGACGACGACGAGGACAGCGAGGCGGACAUCACAGAGCCCAAGCGCUCGGGCGCCCGGGGCAGCGGCAGCGAGGAGGAGGGCAGCGGCAGCGAGGAGGACCGGGGGGGCCGGAGGAGCCGGGCCAGCGCAUCCCCGGCGCACAGCGACCGCAGCAGCGAGCACUCCGGGGGCCGCGCCCAGAGCGGCAGCGGCAGCGAGCAGGCGUCCGACUCCAGCGACGGCAGUGACAGCGAAUGAGGGCCCGGGGUGGGGGGGCACGCCAGGGGGUUCCGGCUGGUGUCAGGGCAGAGGGCCCUGUCUCUGCCGGAUUUUAGAGAGCCUCUCCGGCCAGGCGGAAGUGGAGGGCUUCGGUCCGCAGGAGCUGGUUAGACAAGUGCAAGUGUAUUAUGUUUUUGUUUCCUUUUUUUUUU
Gadus macrocephalus (Pacific cod) is the source of this 2052-nucleotide messenger RNA. It is a transcript of the gene paf1, whose product is annotated as PAF1 homolog, Paf1/RNA polymerase II complex component. Gene Ontology annotation, molecular function: RNA polymerase II complex binding; chromatin binding. The record is from RefSeq and is a predicted model, not a curated record. Gene Ontology annotation, biological process: transcription elongation by RNA polymerase II. Gene Ontology annotation, cellular component: Cdc73/Paf1 complex. Lineage: Eukaryota; Metazoa; Chordata; Actinopteri; Gadiformes; Gadidae. Bases 164 to 1879 code for a protein of 571 amino acids. The transcript is spliced from 14 exons.